UUUACGCCUGGAGGCAGCCCGGGACCCCCCUUCGGCGCCCCAGAGCCCCCGGAGCCCCGACCCCACCGCCCCGCAGCCUCGAAGCAGCUGAUGGCGCCGCAGCCCGGGCGGGCGCUGCGGAACCCGGGGCGCAGCUAGCGUGGGGAAGAAGAGCUCCUCCCCGCACCCAGCCCGCGGACCCGGGCUCCUCUGGCCUGUCGCUCCCGCAGGUCCUGAAGGUGAGUCCCAGGCCUGGGUUGCCAUGGAUACCGUGUCCCUAGAGCAUCAGAUCCAGAGCGUGCAACGCCACAUCAGCUUCCUGAAAAAAGAGCAGAUGGCCCUGCUGCGAGACCUGCACCUGGAAAUCCUGAGGCUGCAGAAACGCUGCUCAGAACUGACCCGUGACCUGGAGAUGAGAGAGGCCCAGUCUCACCAGCAAGAGGAGGCGUCCCGGGAGCUGGAGAGCAAGUGCCGCGCGCUGGAGUCGCAGCUGGCGGCGCGGGCGGCGGCCAACUCCGAGCUGCGGCGGGAGGUGGCGCAGCGCGAGGCGCUGGUGUCGGCGCUGCGCUGCAGCCUGCGCGCCGAGGAGCGCCGCUUCCUGGAGGAGCUGCGCCGCCGCAGCCACCGCGCCACCGUGCUGGGCACCGAGCUGCAGAAGCACACCGAGGCGGCCGCCUACCUCUCCUGCCAGCUGCACGCGGCGCGCCAGAGACUGCAGACCCCGCGCCCCGGCCCGGGCGCCGCCGCCGAGCCCCGGCCCCGCCGGCGCGCACAGCGGGCUCGCCGCCCGCCGGCCACGGAGGCCGCCGCCAAGGGCCCCGGCCGGGACUGGGCCGCCUGGGACCGCGCGGCCUGCGCCCUGGACGACGCCGAGCCCAUGCCCGACCCAGCGCUCUUCCUCUGUGCCCGGAGGCCCCCGCGGCCCAGCGGCCGCAGCCCGCGCCAGCCGCCUCCCCUGGAGCCCCCGGACCUAGCCUACCCGCCCGCUGCGCCCAGUGCGCCCGGGGCCCCGGAGUAGGCGCGGGCUCCACCCUCCCCACCCCGCGGCCUCCCCAGCCCCGCACGGCUGUCCUUCCCUCCAAGCCUUCCAACUAGGAGAGGCUCGGGUUCAGGGGCUACUGGCUGGACCUUUUCCUCGGAGCCGCUUCGCCUCCCCGAUGCCGCUGGUAGGUCCGUACAGGUGAGCACCUAACACUUUAGAAGACACCUCCUCCCAGAGCCUCUGGUGGGGACGCAUGGCCGAGGGAAGUUGCACUUCUGGCAGGCGGCACCCACAGACCCUUAGGAUUAGGAUGGGUUUGGCGGCAGAGCCCAGUCUAGCGCUGUCUCCAGCGUGGUCCUCCCCAGGAUGCCCACUGAGGGGUGUAGACAGGGAGCUGUGCUGGGGAAGCGAGGGACAGCCAGACCUAUGGAGGGGCAGAAACUGCCUUCAGGAGGUAGCUGGGGACCUGAGGCGCCCUGGGCCCUGGGAGGUUCCUGGUCCUGUUUAUUGGUGCUAAUUUCGCCCAGCUUCUUGGAAGUGGCAGUUGAUAGAGGUUUGGGUUUGCUGGGGAGGAAGUCCCCAGCCGGCCCCUCCAGGGAGGCCUCCAGUGCUAUCAGACCUGGCCGUGGUGUGGCGUCGGGGACCUUCUGUCUAGGGUGGGGAGUGGCGCCAUAGAGAGAGCAUGCCCCACCCGCUCUCUGCCUUUCUCCCCUGCCCGCUCUCAAGACAAAGGCAGUUUCCAGCCCGGCUCUUGCUCUCACCCCAAGCCCAGCCUGGGAAGAAAAACCUCUAGAGCCCCCACCCCAAGCCACCCUUCCUCUGUCCUGGGUCCUGCACCGAGUCCUAAGUGCCUGUGAGGUCUUCCGGGGACUGCAGAGGGGGGCGCACGUGGCAGGGAGAGGCCUUUGCCUCACUCACACCCCAUCCUGGCAGAGCCUGGCCCUGCCUGCGGCCCAGCAUUGUGUGUGUUGACCCAGGGAGCCAUGAGAGAGAGCAGAGCCAAUCUUUUUUUUUUUUUUUUU
Molecule: messenger RNA, 1983 nt
Organism: Myotis myotis
Lineage: Eukaryota; Metazoa; Chordata; Mammalia; Chiroptera; Vespertilionidae
Gene: CCDC92B
Product: coiled-coil domain containing 92B
Exons: 5
Coding region: 242-997 (251 amino acids)
Source: RefSeq, a predicted model, not a curated record